This is a messenger RNA of Colletotrichum godetiae, 201 nucleotides long. RefSeq lists its product as uncharacterized. Gene Ontology annotation, biological process: regulation of nitrogen utilization; mitochondria-nucleus signaling pathway; negative regulation of transcription by RNA polymerase II. Gene Ontology annotation, cellular component: cytoplasm. Lineage: Eukaryota; Fungi; Ascomycota; Sordariomycetes; Glomerellales; Glomerellaceae. The transcript has a single exon. The record is from RefSeq and is a predicted model, not a curated record. The annotation marks the transcript as partial.
AGGGGCAGACGACGGAGAAUGCUCGCGACAGAGCUGACCGAGUCCUUCCGACGCAACUUUCUUUGGGAGCGUCAGCAGAAGUCUUUUACCGUCAACGCAUUCCUCAAGCGCUGUCAUACCUUCCAUGUGGUCGCGGACCUAAAGCAGUACCCCGAGAGGGUCCGCAUCAACACGAACGAGGAUAACCCCAUAGUUCCCCAA